UACAUGACCAAGGUCAAUUAGAAAAUAUGAGCCUGAAAAAUUUGUGUAGGCUUUUGAGGCACGGGUCAUUACAAACAAGAUUACUAGCCAAUGAAAGCUUAGGAUCAAGACUAUAUCAAUCAUCUUCUGCAAUAAAGCAGUCUGUCGUCUGCUGUGGUUCAACGGUCAACCCAUCUACUCACAAACUAUCAGGAUGUAGACAGUUCCACACCAGUAUUCCAAGAAAUGAUGAAAAUGAAUCUAUGCCAGAUCCAGAAACAGGUUGGCCUAAGCUCAAAGAAGAAAAAGAAUGGUUAGACUAUAAUAAUAUUGUUUAUCCACCACAAAAGCCUGGAGAUCCUAAAAGACCAGCCGAAAUUUGUCAUCUGAGAAAGCACAUAAAAUACAGUCCAAAAAAACUUUGGUAUCAUGCACUUAUGAUUCGUGGUAUGUCAGUAGAUGAGGCUAUCAAACAGUUAUCAUUUCAAAAGCACAAAGGGGCACACAUCAUUAAAGAGACAAUAGAAGAAUGCCAGGAAAUUGCUGUCAAGGAUCACAAUGUAGAGUUUAAAUCAAAUCUGUGGGUUGAGGAUUCUUUUAUGAAACAGUCUGCAAUAGUAAAAGGCUUUCGUAUCAUGGGUCGAGGUCGUGGAUCUAGAGUCCGAUAUCGUUAUGUUCAUUACUUUCUACGAUUACGAGAAGGGAAACCACCCAAGCAUUACUAUCCACCGCCAGAAACAGGAUAUGAAAAAAUGGAGAACUAUAUUAAAGACCAGAGAAAAAGGAGAAUUUUCCUUGCAUUAUGAUAUGUUUAACCAAUAAAAUGCUUUUAAAAUAAAAAGAUGUUAUGUUGGAUGA
Molecule: messenger RNA, 837 nt
Organism: Mytilus trossulus (common blue mussel)
Lineage: Eukaryota; Metazoa; Mollusca; Bivalvia; Mytilida; Mytilidae
Product: large ribosomal subunit protein uL22m-like
Exons: 7
Coding region: 27-785 (252 amino acids)
Biological process (GO): translation
Cellular component (GO): ribosome; mitochondrial large ribosomal subunit
Molecular function (GO): structural constituent of ribosome
Source: RefSeq, a predicted model, not a curated record